AUGACGAGGCCGCCCAAAUCCCCAAAUCUACUCGUAGGCGCAAGUUAUAAUAACCCCAAAUCCCCAACGGAUCCUCAACAUACAGACAUCAUGAAUAUUAUCGAAUGGGCGUUCGGGAAGCGCAUGACCCCCGCGGAGCGUCUACGAAAACACCAACGCUCCCUUGAGAAGACGCAGAGGGAAUUGGACCGCGAGCGCGUGAAGCUAGAGAACCAAGAGAAGAAAUUAAUACAGGAGAUCAAGAAGAGCGCCAAAAAUGGGCAGAUAGGAGCAUGCAAAAUCCAAGCCAAAGACUUGGUUCGGACACGGCGAUAUGUUGAGAAGUUCUAUUCAAUGCGGACCCAGCUACAGGCUAUUUCGCUACGCAUACAGACUGUUAGAACAAACGAGCAGAUGAUGCAGGCUAUGAAGGGCGCAACCGGGGUACUAGGCAGUAUGAAUCGCAGCAUGAAUUUGCCGGCUUUACAGAGGAUAGCGAUGGAGUUCGAGAAAGAGAACGAUAUUAUGGACCAAAGACAAGAGAUGAUGGACGAUGCCAUCGACGAUGUUACGGGGUUAGAGGAUGAGGCCGAGGGCGACGAGAUCGUUGACCAGGUAUUGGAGGAGAUUGGGGUUGACCUUAAGAAUGCGAUGGGCGAAACUCCGCAAGGACUCCAGAGCAACCCGGUGGCCGAGGGGGGGAAGGUUGCACAGGCUGUGGGAGCAGGAGGAGCUGAUCCGGGAGAUAGCGAUCUUCAGGCCCGGCUGGAUAGUUUACGAAGGUGA
This is a messenger RNA of Venustampulla echinocandica, 765 nucleotides long. RefSeq lists its product as uncharacterized. The record is from RefSeq and is a predicted model, not a curated record. The transcript has 4 exons. Gene Ontology annotation, cellular component: ESCRT III complex; multivesicular body. Gene Ontology annotation, biological process: late endosome to vacuole transport; endosome transport via multivesicular body sorting pathway; protein transport. The coding region runs from base 1 to 765 and encodes 254 amino acids. Lineage: Eukaryota; Fungi; Ascomycota; Leotiomycetes; Helotiales; Pleuroascaceae.